AUGAACUUGAGUCCUCCAGCCUGCGCUGCUAUGAUGAUUUGCGAAAUUCAUAAUGUCCCUGUUGAGAUGAUUGAUGUUGAUCUUAUGAAACGUGAGCACUACACACCGGAAUUUUUAAAGUACGCAGCAAUAAUAGAAGGAGUACGAAAACCAUCUGAAAAAAUGCUGAAAGAAGUGGAAGAAGCAUAUGGUUAUCUUGAGGCAUUUCUCAGUAACUUAAAAUUUGUGGCUGGAGAUAGGAUGACUCUUGCAGAUAUAGCCAUUGUUGCGACCGUAUCAGGCCUGCGGCAUAUAAUUGCCAUUGAUCCAAAACAGUAA
Molecule: messenger RNA, 318 nt
Organism: Danaus chrysippus (African queen)
Lineage: Eukaryota; Metazoa; Arthropoda; Insecta; Lepidoptera; Nymphalidae
Source: the annotation of a GenBank genome assembly